Fusarium venenatum is the source of this 9804-nucleotide messenger RNA. The record is from RefSeq and is a predicted model, not a curated record. NCBI's taxonomy places the organism in Eukaryota, Fungi, Ascomycota, Sordariomycetes, Hypocreales, Nectriaceae.
AUGCCUAUCAAUGGCACCGGCCGUAACGCCAACAGGCGGCUUCCAUCAUGGCUCACUUCAUCUCCUCUGCCGCCUUCGGAUGCCCAGAAAGAGCGUCACCAACCAAACGACAAAAUCAUCAGCGAUCCCGCUUCCGACAUUCUCAUCGACUUCAAUUCGAGCAAAGGAUUUUACGAAGCCGCGAAGAAGAGCAAGAAAGCAAAGCCUCCAACCGCUCCUCCUCCACCGCCGCCACCCCCUGCUGCUCCCCCGGCAGAUGACGGCCAGAAGGAUGAUAUGAAUGGAAGUGGCGGAGGAGCGAGCGGAGGCAGUGCCGCGGGCGGCGCAGGUGAUGGCGAUGGCAGUAAUGGUGGAAGCGCACCACCGAAGCCUCCUACGACUUUCGAUAAUAUCAGCCUCGGAGCAAGCAAAUUGGAUCUCGGACUCAGCCCUCCAGAAAACAAGAGCAUAUCCAGCUGGGGCGCAAAAUUGGGAUUCGGUGGUGGUGGGUGGGGUUGGGGAGGGGGAUCGAAGAAUGAACCACAACCAGCACCAACGCCGCCGCCGCCAGAAUCGAAGGCCGAAGAUAAUCCUUGGGACAAACCGAAAGGCAGCACAGGCGACUUGGGGAUGAAAGAUGACGAUGAUGCUUGGGGAUUCGGAACCAAAAAGGACAAGAAACCAUCAGCGCUAUGGGGUGCCGAGCCCGAGGAGGAACCUAAGGAAGCUGGGGAUCCUUGGGGCUGGGGUAACCAAAAGAAGAAGGGGAAGCCAGGUGGCAUCUUGGAGGAACUUGCCCUCGACACUGAACCCGAAGGCCCGCCUGGUGGAAAGAAGGAUAUAUGGGACACUUGGGGAAUAUCUAAAAAGGAUCGGGCGAAGAAGAAAGGUAUCAUGGAGGAGGUUGCCUUGGCGGCUGCCCCGGAUCCCCCCUCAAUGGACGACCAAUGGGGUGGUGGUUGGUCUGGCAAGAAGGACCAAUCGCCACAGGAUUCCCUUUGGGGACCCCAGGACCCAAUACCUGCUGUUCCUGAUCCUCCAUCAUUUGAGGAUAAGGAUGGUGAUGACUUUUGGAGUACCUUCGGCUCAGGCAAAACAAAACCCGUGGAAGAUAACCCAGGUGGAUGGGGUUCGUGGGGAAUCAGUAAGACAGGUGAGGAUGAAACAAGUGAGUCAAAUUUCUAUAACGCUCAUCGAAUCCCAGAGCCGCCUAAGAUAGAAGACGACGGUCGGGAUCUGUGGGGAACAGGUAAGAAAAAGAAGAAAGCUGGCGACUUGAUUCAAUUAGAAGAUGAGAUUCCUCCUCCAGCCCCAGAUCCCGUCGAGGCUGUUGACACCGGCGACUUCCUCGAUUCUUGGGGAUUUGGCAAAAAAACCAAGAAACCGGCCGCCGACCCGUUCGAUUUUAAAACUUCCGACGCAAAUGAUCCUAACCAUGCUUUUUGGGGUUCAAUAGACACGAAGCCUGGCGCACACGAUUUCCUUAUCGAUACCACCGACCCGGAGCAAGCCGCCCGAGAAGCCGAGGAGCGAGCUGCUCGUGAAGCGGAGGACGCUGAAGCCGCACGCGAAGAUGAGGAGAUUGCGAGUCUUGUAGAAAAGAAGGCAAAAAGAGGAGGGAGACUUCUCAAGUCAGAUCGCGAACGACUUGCGGUGCUCGAAGGCAACGCUGUUAGAAGAUCCGAAGCUCGGGCAGCCCGGGAAGCCGAAGCCGCUGCCGCUGCUGAGGCUGCCCAAGCAGAAGCGCAAGCAGUGGUCGACGCCCAGGCAGCUGCAGAAGCCGAAGCAGCCGCUUUGCAAGCUGCGGAAGAUGCUGAGGUAGCUAAGGAAAAUGAAGAAAUUGCGCUAUUACUAGCGAAAAAGCAGAAGCGAGGAGGCAAGUUGCUUAAAAAGGACCAGGAGCGCCUGACUCUGCUUGAAGGUAAUGUUUCUCGAAGAGCUGAAGCCCAGGCUGCGCGUGAGGCUGAAGCUGAAGCUGCUGCUGCUGCUGCCGAUGCAGCGGCAUUCGAGGUUAUUAACGACAUCCCUCUUGACGAGGCACCUCCUCCCGAGUCUUCUGAGCAAGACGCUGCAGCGCAAGCAGCUGCAGAAACAGAAGCAGCACUGGCCUCUGAAAUAGCACAUGAAGAGGCUGAAAUGGAGAGUCUCAAGUUGAAGAAGGCCAAGAAAGGCAAGCUAAUAAAGAAGGACCAAGAACGACUUAAUAUUCUCAUAGAUAACGCAGCAAAGCGAGUCGAACAAGCUGCAGCCAAAGAGGCAGAGGAACAGGCAGCCAAGGACGCUGAGGAUGCCGCCGCGGCCGCCGCCAUAGAGGCUGCUGAGGCCGAAUCAGCAGCCCAAGCUGCAGCCGAGGUCGAGGCCGCAGCUCAGGCUGCAUUGGAUGCUGAGGCAGAAGAAGCAGCCAAGGAAGAGGAGGAAAUGGCUGCUCUGAAAGCCAAAAAGGCUAAAAAGGCGAAGCUCACUAAAGUUGAAACAGCUCGCCUAAUGGCUCUAGUCGGCAGCUCGGUCAAACGUGCCCAAGCAAAGUCCGCUAAAGAGGCUGAAGAAGCUGCUGCAGCGCAGGCUGUCCGUGAAGCUGAGGAGUCUGCAAUCCGUGAGGCUGAGGAGAAGGCUGCUCGUGAAGCUGAAGAAGCAGCCGCUCGUGAGGCUGAGGCGGCAAUCGCUGCCGAAGAAGAGAAGGAGCUUGCAGCCUUGGAUGCCUUAAAAACCAAGCGAGGUGGUAAUUUGAUCAAAAAGAAGGACGUAGAUCGUUACAACGUCCUUACCCAAAGAGUCGCCGAACGAGCAGCCAAGAACGCUGAAGCUGCUGCCGCCGAGGUUGUGCAGGCAGAAGCAACCCCUGAAAUCUCAGAUGAACCAACCGGACCAACCCCUGAGCCAGUACCCGAGGAUCCACCAGCGGACGCUGAUGCUGCACCUGUAGAACCAGAGCCUUUACCAGGACCAGAUGCCACGGUUAUCGCAGCGGAAGACGCAGAGCUGGCGAGUCUAGAUGCGAAGAAAGCGAAGAAGGGCAAGCUUGGCAAGAAAGACACAGAUCGGUAUAACCUUCUCAACGAAAAUGCCGUUCAGCGACAGGCCGCCAAAGAAGCCGAGGAGAAUGCUGCACGAGAGGCUGCUGAAGCCGAAGCUGCAGCCGCUGACGAGGCAGCAGCACAAAUCACCGAAGCUGAAGCUUUAACAGCAAGCGAAGCUGAGGCUAUCCUUAUUGCCGACGAAGAGGCAGAGCUGGCCACUCUUGUUGCCAAGAAGGCUAAGAAAGGGAAGCUAAUCAAGAAGGAUCUGGAACGAUUUAACAUUCUAACGGAGAAUGCCGCACAACGACAAGCUUCGAGAGAGGCAGAAGAGGCAGCUGUUGCCGCCGCUGCGGAAGCUGAGGCACAGGCUGCUAAAGACGCAGAAGAAGCUGCUGCAGCAGAAGCCGCCGAAGCAGAAGUCUCAGCGGCUCGUGAAGCUGAGGCCAUUGCCAUUGCUGAAGAGGAAGCCGAGCUAGCUGCAUUAACGACAAAGAAGGCCAAGAAGGGCAAGCUUAUUAAGAGAGAUGCCGAACGAUUUGCAAUCUUGACUGAAAAUGCAGAAAGGCGAGCUCAGGAAGCAGCAAUAGUCACUGAACAGCCUGAAGAUUCAACGACUAUACCCGAAGUAGAAGCCGAGGAAACCCCCCCAGAACCUCCAGUGGAUGAGUUACCUGUUGAAGGUGAUAAUCCUGAUGCAAAUGCAACUGCUAUCGCUGAAGAAGAGGCUGAGCUUGCUGCUUUGGUAGCUAAGAAAGAGAAGAAAGGUAAACUUGGGAAGAAGGAUACUGACCGCUUUAAUCUUCUUACUGCAAACGCAACCACUCGGGCAGAGAAAGCAGCCGAGGAGGAAGCCACUGCCGCUGCUGCCGCUGCCGAAGCUGAAGAGGCUGCCGCUGCCGAGGCCGCUGCUAUAGAGGAAACCGCCGCUCGAGAGGCUGCCGAGGCGGAGGCUGCAGUUAUUGCUGAGGAGGAAGCUGAACUGGCUGCCCUGGUCGCCAAGAAGAACAAGAAAGGGAAGCUUGGCAAGAAGGAUAGCGAUAGAUUUGCUGUCCUUACUGAGAAUGCUACCCAAAGAGCUGAGAAGGCUGCCGAAGCAGUCGAAGUUGAACCUGAAGCUGAACCCGAACCUGAACCCGAGCCUGAGCCUGAGCCUGAGCCUGAGGAAGAGGCUCUUCCUGAAGUUGAGGACCCUCUUGUGGAUGAGUUCGAUGACGCUGCUGCUUCUGAAGCUGAUGAUGAAGAGGCCGCCAUUGCUGCUGAGGCUGCUGCUAUCGCUGCUACCAUCGCUGCUGAGGAGGAAGAAGAGAUGCAAGCUCUUAUUGCCAAGAAAAAUAAGAAGGGCAAACUAGGCAAGAAGGAUAGCGAUCGGCUGGCCGUUCUUGCCGAUAAUGCUGCCCAGAGAGCUGAGAAGGCUGCUCAGGAAGAAGCUGCUGCUUUAGCUGAGUCUGAAGUCAUUGAAGAUCCCCCUGCAUAUAUUGAAGAACCAGCCCCUGAAGAUGCUCCAGAGGCACCGCCGGAAGAGGAAGCGCCCCCCGAAGAGCAUGAUGCCGCCGCCGCUGCCGAGGAACAAGAGUUGGCAGACUUAGAUGCAAAGAAGGCAAGGAAAGGCAAGCUGGGUAGAAAGGAUACCGAUCGUUAUAACGUCUUGACCGAGAAUGCUACUAAACGAGCCGAGGAACAAGCUGCUAAAGAAGCCGAUAAGGCUGCUGCUGCAGAGGCUGCUGCCGCCGCAGAAGCCGAAGAGAUAGCUGCAAGAGAGGCCGCAGAAGCUGAUGCAGCUAUAGCAGCUGCAGAGGCUGAAAAGGAAGCUGCAAAAGUUGAAGCUGAAGCGGUGAUUGCGCAAGAAGAAGAGGAACUAGCUGCACUCGAAGCUAAAAUGGAAAGGAAGGGCAAACUAGGACGCAAGGAUACUGACCGCCUGAAUGUUCUUAUGGACAGCAAGGCCGCUAGAGAUGCCCAGGCUACCGAGGAGCAAGCUGCCCAAGAAGUUGAAGAAGCCGCUGCAAGAGAGGCUGCUGAAGCCGAGGCUGCUGCCGUUGCUGCCGAAGAAGAAGCUGAACUGGCUGCAUUAACUGCUAAAAAGACAAGAAAGGGCAAGCUGGGACGUAAAGAUACGGAGCGAUUUGAUCAGCUAGCAUCAAAUGCUGCCCAACGAGCCGAAGAACAAGCUGCUCGCCAAGCUGAGGCUGUUACCGAGGUGGACCCUGCCGAAGAAGAAAUAGCCCCAGUAGAAUUCGAAGAACCCGAAGAACCAACUCCUGACGUCGAGGAACUUGUCGAAGAGGUUCCUGAAGAUCCGGCUCCCGACGUUGACGAUGAAGCCGCUGCUAUGGCUGCUGAAGAAGAGGCCGAGCUUGCGUCUCUUGAAGCAAAGAAGGCGCGCAAAGGAAGACUUGGGAACAAGGAUACACAACGAUUCAACUUUCUGACCGAGAAUCUUGCGAAACGCGCCGAAGAGAAAGCCGCUAAGGAAGCUGAAGUCCAGGCAGCAGCAGCAGAAGCAGCAGCAGAAGCAGCAGCAGAAGCAGCAGCAGAAGCAGCAGCUGAGGCUGAAGCUGAGGCUGAAGAAGCUGUAGUUGAGGAUGCACUAGAAGAUGCUGCCGAAGACAAUGAUGAAGAUACUGCCGCACGAGAGGCUGCCGAAGCUGAAGCCGCUGCCGAAGCCGAAGCCGCUGCUGUUGCAGCAGAAGAAGAAGCCGAAUUAGCUGCGCUUGUCGCUAAGAAGACUAGAAAGGGCAAGCUCGGUAGAAAGGACACCGAGCGGUUUGAUGUUCUGAACGAGAACGUAGCCAGGCGUGCGGAGGAGCAGGCUGCUAAGGAAGCCGAGGUCGAGCUCGAAGAACCAGCUUUUGAACAGACUGAAGAUGCUGCCGAACCCGAGCCCGAGGAGAAUCCCGGCGAUGAAGACGCUGCUGCGAAAGAAGCCGCCGAGGCAGAGGCGCAAGCUAUUGCUGCAGAGGCGCAAGCUAUUGCUGCAGAGGCGCAAGCUAUUGCUGCAGAGGAAGAGGCAGAGCUUGCUGCUUUGAACAAGAAAAAGGCAAAGAAGGGUAGGCUAGGUCGUUCAGAUACAGAACGGUUCAAUAUCCUGAUGGACAACGCAGCAAAACGUGCUGAGACGCAGGCAGCUAAGGAAGCAGCAGAGGCAGCAGAGGAGGCCCCUCCUGCUGAAGAGGAAGAGGAUGACGAAUUUGUCGAUGCCGAAGAUGAAUUGGCUGAGGAGCAUGAGCCUGAAGCUGAGGAAGCUGCUGAACCCGAUGGAGAGGAUGCCGCCGUCGCUGCCGCCGCCGCGGAGGCGGAGGCAGAGGCACAAGCUGCAGCUAUUGCUGAAGAAGAGGCUGAGUUGGCAUCGCUAACUAAGAAGAAGAUUAAGAAGGGCAAAUUGGGUCGCAAAGACACGGAAAGGUUCCAGGUUUUGACAGAUAAUGCCGCUAGGCGUAAUGAGGAAGCCGCAGCCCGAGAAGCUGAAGAAGCCGCAGCAGCUGAGGUCGAACCAGAAGCUGAACCUGAGCCUGGACCGGAAGCUGAACUGGAAGCCGAGCCCGAAGUUGAACCCGAGCCUGAAGCCGACCAAGAGCCUGAAGAUGAUUCAAAUGAGAUCGAUGAAGCCGAACAAGCCGCAAUUGCUGAAGAAGAAGCAGCAGAGCUAGCAGCGUUGAUUAAGAAAAAGGCCAAGAAGGGUAGACUGGGCAGGAAAGAUACUGAAAGAUUUGAGAUCUUGACAGAAAACGCUGCUAGACGCGAAGAUGAGCGAGCUGCCAAAGAAGCUGCGGCUGCUGCUGCCAUUGCGGAAGCCGAAUUCGAAGCUGCCGAAGAGGAUCCUGAAGCCGAGGUCAUUGAAGAGGCCGAAGAGCCUGCUAAUGAGGAAGAGGGGGAGGAUCUCGCUGAAGCUGAGGAUGAAGAGGCCGCAGAUCGAGAAGCUGAAGAGACCGCGAUUGCCGAUGCUGAAGAAGAGGAGUUAGAGUCCUUGAAAGCCAAGCGGGCAAGAAAAGGCAGGUUAGGCAGAAAGGAUACAGAACGGUUCGCGGUCUUGGAAGAAAACGCGGCCCGUCGCGCUGAAGAACGUGCUGCCAAGGAAGCUGCCGCUGUGGAAGACGAACCCGACGAGCCUGUCGAAGACGAUGAACCGAAUGAAGAUGAAGAGGAGGAAGAGGAGGAAGAGGAGGAAGAGGAGGAAGAGAAGGAAGAGGAGGAAGAUGAAGACGAUGCUGCCGUUGAGGAAGAAGCAGCUCGAGAGGCGGAGGAAACUGCAGCAAGAGAAGCAGAAGAAGCUGCCACUGCUGAGGCUGAAGAAGACGAGCUCGAGUCACUAAAAGCCAAAAGGGCCAGAAAAGGCAGAUUAGGCAGAAAGGAUACAGAACGGUUCGCGGUCUUGGAAGAAAACGCGGCUCGUCGCGUUGAGGAACGUGCUACUAGGGAGGCUGCCGCUGCUGCUGAAGCCGAGGUAGAUGAAGUUGAAGAAGAAGAGGAAGAGGAAGAGGAAGAGGAGGAGGAGGAGGAGGAGGAGGAAGAAGAAGAGGACGACGACGAUGACGGUGAAGAGGAAGAUGAUGAAGACGGUGCCGCUGAUGAUGAUGAAGUAGCUGUUAGAGAAGCAGAGGAGGCAGCAGCUCGCGAGGCCAUAGAAGCUGCAGCCAGAGAUGCUGAGGCUGCCGCUAUUGCUGAGGCCGAGGAAGCAGAGCUUGAUUCUCUUCGGUUCAAGAAGUCAAGAAAGGGCAGGCUGGGCAGAAAGGAUACAGAUCGACUUAAAUUUCUUGAAGACAGCGCUGCAAAGAGGGCUGAAGAGCUUGCUGCAAAGGAGGCUGCUGCUACUGCAGAAGCCGAGGUUGACAAGGCACCUGAAGAAGAGGAAGACGAAGAGGAAGACGAAGAGGAAGACGAUGAAGAUGCCGCUGAGGAGCCAACUGAAGUCGCAAAUAACGACGUUGCUGAAGAGUCUGAUCAAGAAGAGGUUGAGGCUGCCCCUGAAGAAGCCCCUGAAGAAGUUGAAGCUGAAGCGCCUAUGGACGACGAGAUUGUUGAAGUCAUUGACUUGUCGCCAAAGAAGGACAGAAGGAGCAGAAAGAGCAGAUCCCGACGCGAUGCUCCUCCACCGCCAGCGGUUCCAGAUCCUCCAUUGACGCCUCCACCUGAGCCGAAGCAGUCUCGAAGACCAAAACUUACCCGCGAAGGGGCGCCAUGGGGCAAAUGGGGAGCGACUCCGCGUGAAGAACCAGACGAGUACUAUCAGGAGAAGUCAAGCAGGCACAGAAGACGGGAGGAAAAGACAUCAUCGAAGGGGUCUUCGUCCGACAAAGUUGAGAAGAAUUCUAGGACGGCUGCUCCAUUCGGCAAACCAUCUCUUUCACGCUCAGCUUCGACUCGCGAGAGAAGAGAUGGCGUGAGCAGCAAGCGCCGUCAUUCUGAAGCCGCUCGUGGAAUUGUUUCACCGCCCCCUGAAGAGAUGCUUGUGCACGAAGAGCCAGGCAGUCGCCGCAAAUCUCGUAAACCACGAUCCCGUGAGGAUGAUGAUGCUAUGAUGUCUGGCGCUGCCCCUGUGCCAGAGAGAUAUGAGCGCCGUCACUCACAGAAGACUCGAUCGCGCGAAGACGACGAUGUCAUCAUGGUUGAUCCUGACCUCGCAAAUGAUAGACGCGAGCGCCGCCGGUCCCAUAAAACAAGAUCCCGCGAAGACGAAGAUAUGGCCAUGGCGGAUGAUAUAAUCACGCCUGGCUUGCGCGAUCGUCGCCGCCGAGAUAGAAAAUCUCGGGACGAGGAACCUGUUAUGGUGGAACCUGACGUUCCCACUGAUCAUGCUCUGCCACGAGGUUCAAAGAAGGGCUUUGCUGGCCUCUUCAGUGGCCUGAGAACACCCAAGAACGAGCGUCCCGACCCUCUCCGACGUCGCAGUACAUACGCGACAACUGACGAUGAAGCCCUGCGCACUGCGAGAAUGGAUGGUGACGCAGUAAUCGUUGAUGCCGACCGAGAAGCAAGACGGGCUGCACGCAAAGCUAAACGAGUCGAUCCUGAAGAAGAAGCGCGUAGGGCCAAGGACGAGGCGCGCCGAGAGCGACGUCGACAACGUGAGAAGGGGGCGGAUACUCAAAGGCAGGAUCAAGACACACGCAGGGCCGAGCGUCGUGCUGCUCGACAACGUGGCGAAGAGGAAAGACGAGCUCAAGAGGAGCAGCAAGCAGAGGAGGAACUGCAGCGAGCACAAGAAGCGAAGGAAGCCCAAAGAUCAGAGCGUAGGCGCUUACGUAGAGAACAAGAGGCUGCAGCUGCCGCGGAGCAAGAGGAACAAGAAGCCCGUCGAGCUGCGAGACGCGAGCGCCGGCGACCUCGACCGGUCGAUCCAUCCGAAGAUGAGCAUGAGCGUCGUCGUCGUCGAGAAGCCAAAAGAGCCGCUCGAGCUACUGAUGAAGCUGAAGGUCAUCAGCGAAGGCCACGACGACAUGAGGAGAUGCAGCAGCCAGCUUGGCCACAUCUCGGAACCUCUUCGUGGGUUCAAGAGCACGUUGAUGCACCGCCCCCGCCAGAUCUUCCCCAAGCUGGUGAUGCCAGCGGAGAACAAGACGAGGAUGACGAGAUGGCACGGCGUGAAGCUCGACGAGCUCAACACCGAUCCAAGUAUUCCGACGAGACGCCAGAUGAGGCUGAAGAAAGGCGAAAGCGACGAGCAAGACGUGAAGAACGGGAACGAGGUGGUCGCCAUCGCGACAGGCGAUCUGAAGGUAGCGAUGAACGACACCAUACCCGCCGACCUUCAAACGUCGUGGAUACGGCAGCGGCUCCUCGCACGAGUUGGUGGAAGAAGAUCAAGAGAUGA